AUGACUACAAAUUCGAAUGAUAAUUCAACAAGUAAAGACGAGAAUCAUCAUGCAAUUGAGCAGAAAUCGAGCAUAAACCCGAAGCCACACAAAAAAUAUCCAUCUCAAAGGGAACAAGUAUCGACACAUGUUGAACAAACGAAGAGUGCUCGGGGACGUCAUCCAAAGACUUCGUCAUCAAGUGCAAGAUCUAAAAACAAUUCUGAUGGUGUUCAUCAUGUACAGAGUUUAUUCGAGCAUGUCGGAAUGGGUUGUUUUCCAGAAGCGAACUCUGAUCCACUCGAAGUUGCCUUUGGAUUACGUCCAACAGGGAAACAACAUCGAAAAGAUUCAUCUUUCAUCGACUCAUCGUCAGAGCAUCAUGCCUUUGGCGACUGGUUACCUUUCAUGUAA
Adineta ricciae is the source of this 393-nucleotide messenger RNA. The record is from the annotation of a GenBank genome assembly. NCBI's taxonomy places the organism in Eukaryota, Metazoa, Rotifera, Eurotatoria, Adinetida, Adinetidae.